AAAGAAUCGAGAGCUUGCAUGGAUCUCAUUGUCUUACGUUGAUACAAACCCGAAGGAUCUGAAAACUUGUACUUUUCUGUCGUCGAUACUUUUCAACCGGCUUCAGGAUGAUGAAGUUUAGGUUCCGAAGGCAGGGGAAUGACCCACAGAGGGAGAAACUCAAGCAGGACCUUUUUGCAUUUAAUAAGACUGUUGAACAUGGAUUUCCCAAUCAGCCCAGUGCCUUUGCUUAUGACCCCAAACUGCGACUUAUGGCCAUUGGCACCAAGUCUGGAGCAGUGAAAAUAUAUGGGGCCCCUGGUGUUGAAUUCACAGGUCUGCACAAAGACACAGCCACUGUCACACAGAUCCACUUCCUGCCAGGGCAGGGCCGCUUGCUCUCCCUGCUGGAUGAUAACACUCUGCACUUAUGGGAGAUGAGCCCCAAAGAGGGCAGCUCACACCUGGAGGAGCUCUGCAGCUUCACCCUGCCUGGGCGGCCAGGCAUCGAGAGCGCCAGUGCCACCCGGGUGACUGUACUUCUCCUGAAGAUGGGCUGUGACCUGUUGUGCCUGGGCACAGAGGGAGGGGGUAUCCACUUCCUGGAGCUGCCCAGCCUGACCCUGAUGGAGACCAAAUCUCUACUGCAGGAUGAGAUCAUUCAGAGCCUGCCAGAGGACUACAAGUGUGGGAAAUCUCUGGGACCCGUGGAGUCACUACAGGAACACCCGCGGUGUCCUGACAAAGUUCUCAUUGGCUACAGCCGAGGCUUGGUGGUCCUAUGGGACCGGAGCACCCGGCAGGUGCUCAGCCUCUUUUUGGGGAAUCAGCAGUUGGAAAGCCUGUCAUGGGAGCGCAGUGGCAAGACUUUCGUCAGCUCCCACAGUGACGGGGGAUACAUGGCGUGGGCAGUUAACAGCAGCAACCCCCGCACUCCGCAGCCAAUCACGUCCAUCAUACCGUACGGCCCUUUCCCCUGCAAAGCAAUUAACAAGAUCCUGUGGAGGACGACAGAAUUAGGAGCUCCCUUCGUACUGUUCAGCGGAGGCAUGCCCAGGGCCAGCUAUGGGGACAGACACUGUGUGACCGUGCUGCAGGAGAAGACUCAAGUCACUCUGGACUUCACGUCUCGUGUUAUUGACUUCUUCACCAUCCACUGCACAGACAGCGAAGAGGAGUUUGACAACCCCACUGCCUUGGUGGUCCUGUUGGAAGAAGAGCUUGUUGUGAUUGACCUCCUGACCACUGGAUGGCCCACCAUCCCAUCUCCAUACCUCGCUCCACUGCACUCCUCUGCCAUCACCUGCUCUUGUCACAUUUCCAAUGUGCCACCCAAGCUGUGGGACAGGGUGAUAAGCGCUGGGCAGCACCAGAACCAACCACAGACCCACAUGAAGUGGCCAAUUAAUGGGGGGAAGAAUCUGGCCCCGGAUCCUAAACAGAAAGGACUGCUGCUAACUGGACAUGAGGAUGGCACUGUACGCUUCUGGGAUGCGUCUGGGGUCUCCCUCAAACCUCUGUACAAAUUGAGCACCGCCAACAUCUUCCAGACAGACUGUGACCAUAAUGACAGCCUCGGACAAGCAGGAGAGGAGGAGUGGCCUCCCUUCAGGAAGGUGGGGUGUUUUGACCCAUACAGCGAUGAUCCCAGGCUGGGAAUACAGAAGAUUUCUUUGUGCAAAUACAGUGGGAAGUUGGUGGUUGCAGGAACUGCAGGCCAGGUCCUGGUGAUGGACCUGAGUGAGGACAAGUCAGAGCACACCAUCAAUGUGGCCACUCUGGACCUCCUACAAGACAGGGAGGGCUUUACCUGGAAGGGUCACGACCGCCUGGCCCCUAAAAACGGACCAAUAAGCUUUGCGCCUGGCUUCCACCCUGUCAUCCUGGUGCAGUGUAUGCCACCGGCAGCGGUCACCGCAGUAACCCUGCACGCCGAGUGGAAUCUCAUCGCGUUUGGCACCAGCCACGGCUUUGGCCUGUUCGACUACCACCGCCGCAGCCCUGUCCUGGCAAGAUGCACACUGCACCCCAAUGACUCGCUGGCCAUGGAAGGGCCCCUGUCAAGGGUCAAGUCAUUGAAGAAGUCUCUGCGCCAGUCCUUCAGAAGAAUCCGGAAGAGCAGAGUUUCUGGCAAGAAGCGAGUAGUGGUGAACAGUCCAACCAGCAAAGUGCAGGAGGCCAAUGCCCAGCUGGCAGAGCAGGCGGGUCCUCAUGAUGUGGAGAUGGCGCCAGUGCAGAGGCGGAUCGAGCCCCGCUCCGCUGACGACUCUCUCUCUGGAGUGGUGCGCUGUCUAUGCUUCGCCGACACGUACCUUAGAGACGGCUCUCACCACGGGCCCACCAUGUGGGCGGGCACCAACUCGGGCUCCGUGUACGCGUACGCCCUGGAGGUGCCCUCCCAGGAGAAGUUCUCAGAGCAGAGCGCUGAGGCCGUGCUGGGGAAGGAGAUCCAGCUCAUGCACCGGGCGCCCGUGGUGUCCAUCGCCGUGCUGGACGGCCGGGGCAACCCGCUGCCCGAGCCCUACGAGGUGUCGCGAGACCUGGCCAAAGCCCCCGACAUGCAGGGAAGCCAUUCCGUCCUCAUCGCCUCCGAGGAGCAGUUCAAGGUGUUCACACUACCCAAAGUCAGUGCCAAGACGAAGUUCAAGCUGACGGCCCACGAGGGCUGCCGGGUGCGCAAGGUGGCGCUGGCGAGCUUCGGCAGCGUGUCGGCAGAGGAGUACAGCGAGAACGGCCUGGUCUGCCUCACCAACCUGGGCGACAUCCACGUGUUCAGCGUCCCGGCCCUCCGGCCGCAGGUCCGCUAUGACUGCAUCCGCAAGGAGGACAUCAGCGGCAUCGCGUCCUGCGUCUUCACCAAAACUGGGCAGGGGUUCUACCUGAUCUCCCCCUCGGAGUUUGAACGCUUCUCCCUGUCAGCGCGGGUCAUCACCGAGCCCCUGUGCUCCGUGGACAUGGACCGGCCUCAUAACCACACAGCUCUCAGCAACACGACUACAUCAAUUCAGGCCAACGGUACGCACAAAAUACAGUCCACCGGAGAGAGCCAUUCCCUCGGGGAAGCAGAAGGAGUUUUAGAAGAGAUCCAAGCUGCUCUCUCCUCCCCUGCCCUGGACUCGCCCAACAGCAGUGCUGACAUCACACUCGACACCACCGGCGACAUCACCGUCGAAGACGUCAAAGACUUCUUAACGUCUGUAGAUGAAGCGGAGAGGAAUCUGAAGAAUAUCACGGAGGAAGAUGGGCGGUCUCCAGGCAUUCUCAUCAACUGAGGUGAGAUUAACAACUGGGGAGGGCCCAGAGUGCAUUGGAGAUGGUUUGAUUGUGCCUAACGGAACUCGACUGAAUAAAACUAAUAUCAAUAAUGAAGCCGGACCAGAAACCGCCCUCCAUGGGAUUUUGACGAGCAACGUGAGGACAUGAACUCUUCCUCUGUGCCAAAAGACAGAAAAAGCAGGUUCCCCCCCCCACCCUCGUUCUUAUUUCUGGACGUCUGCUCGACCCCCCUCCACCCUGUGAGACUUAACAUCCAUGUUAAACAAGGAAUGCCUUUGAGGGGGGAGAAGAGGAUGUGCCGUCGACUGAGGGCUUAGGCCUUUUACGUUCUGCUUAUCUGACCGGGAGCAGGAUCCUUUUUCAGAGCCCGCCCGAGGGAGCGUGCAGUCCCAGUGUGCUGCUGUGUGCCAAGCGAUGAGGAUGUCCUCUCCCUUUCCCCGAAACCACCUGUCACAUUACAGCCCAAUCUGAAUCCGCAAGGUCAACGUCUGCCGUAAUCGGGUGCCACGCUCCAAUCCAAAGUGCAGCGAAAUUGUCAAUGUUUUUUUUCCUUGUCACCGAUGAUUACAGGUUGCAUUCUUUCUUUUAUGUAGAAUCUUUUUUUCCAUAUUCGUUUCCUGGGCCAUAUGAUGCCUUCCCCCCCCAAGCAUUCGGUUCAGUAAUGGCUCUGUAUGGGUUCAGUUUGUGUGUCAGUAGCAGUGUGCUCAGAGUCACACUGUCUGGCACGCCAUUAUAUAAUCAGCAGAAGUGAUACAGUAUGUUUAGACAGUGGACUGGAGUUCAGUUUUCCCUAAAUUAUUAACUUUUCUCCAUUGAGUUUUUUUUUUUUUUUUUUAUGCUGUGAUGGUUUGUGAAGAUCCAGGCCACUGAACAGUUAUCCCUUGGACCCUGUGGGUUUGAUCCAGUGGUUGAGUUUUCUAACAGAUUCAUAACAGCAGUCCUGGUUUGCCGGCAGGCCUAUUUUUCUUCCACAAUGUUUGUAGAUUGAGUGGUUACAUAUGAUGGAUAUUUCUCAGUUGCCAGGAUUGUUUUCCUUUUAAAUCACUUUCCUUCUUUCAAAUGACUUGUUUUUGCCCCAUCUUUUCUGCCAAGUCACAUCUUUAAUAUCUGCAGACAGGUUUCUAUGACAAGAGUUCUCCGUGGUAAAAAUGAUUUUGCUUAAGGGCUGUGAGCACAGCAGCUUUAGAGCAUGGUGUUUGACCAAAAGUUAUUUUGGAAGAGAAUGAACCUUUUUAUCUUUGUUUUUAAAAGUGAGCAGGUGACUCUACAGUGUUUUUGGUUACCUGGGCAAGGUACAGUCACUUUAAAGGACAGUAAUCUUUUUUGAUAAUGUAUGUGUAAUAUCUUUUUUAUUCUGUUCACAGUAUUAACACAAUAUGUAGAAACUAAUUGUGUAUGAUUUUUGUAUUGAAAGGAUAUUUUAUAGGCACUGGUGGGUAGAGCACUAAUGAUUUUCUUACACUGUGUUUUGCUGGGUGAUUAUGUUGUGAAUCUGAUCCAUGGGCAUCGAAGCUAAAGUCCAGGGAGUUGAUUGAGAGAGUGGGGCUCUUUGGUAAUUAAGGGGUUGUUUGUAUUUGGACUGUAAAAAAAGUUCAGCUUUCCCAAAGGUGUUUGUCUUCAUGAAUUAAAAACUAUUAUCGUUUGAAGUAUAAGGAUCUUAUGAAGGCAGAUGCUUGAACUGAGGAAAAUAAUAUACCAGAUUUUGCCCUCAACAUCUCAAUAUAUUUUAUUAAGUUCAAGUCCUGGAUAAUUUUUUCUGGAUGCCACUUGUGUGAUGAUAAUACACAGACAAUGUCAGUAAAUGCAUUUCAUAAAAGCAAAAACUUUUACUUGUGAAAACAUGGCAGUUAUGGAUUAUGUUUGUAUAACAUCAGGAAUGGCAAUGCAAACGCAAUGGACAACCAUCUUGCUGGAAACUCUUCGCUUCUCCAUAUGCCUUGGUUUGAACACAGUCUGUGUGAAUACAGAUGGCUAUCUAGGUUUCUUGUCUUUAGAACCACUUUAUACUUUGAAAGGGACCCCAAAUGCUUUGUCAUUUUAUUUUAUAUAUGUAUUGUGUAUGUUUUCCAUCAAAGGGAGACAUGAAGACUUAAAAUAUUGUAUUGUUGGCACCUAUCCUGUGAAACUUUUAAGACUAGUUUACAUUUAAUUUUUGGUUUCUUUCUUCUCAUGUAGAAUGUACCUGUUACUUGAUGGUUUAGCAUUGUAAGUAAUUGAAAAUUCAGCAUUUGAUUUGAUGUUAAAUAAAGCAUUUACUGCC
Messenger RNA from Conger conger (European conger), 5515 nucleotides. RefSeq names its product LLGL scribble cell polarity complex component 1 (gene llgl1). Gene Ontology annotation, molecular function: myosin II binding; GTPase activator activity. The record is from RefSeq and is a predicted model, not a curated record. Lineage: Eukaryota; Metazoa; Chordata; Actinopteri; Anguilliformes; Congridae. Gene Ontology annotation, biological process: cortical actin cytoskeleton organization; establishment of spindle orientation; regulation of protein secretion. Bases 108 to 3251 code for a protein of 1047 amino acids. Gene Ontology annotation, cellular component: plasma membrane; cytoplasm; cortical actin cytoskeleton. The transcript has 23 exons.